Molecule: messenger RNA, 2342 nt
Organism: Anopheles funestus (African malaria mosquito)
Lineage: Eukaryota; Metazoa; Arthropoda; Insecta; Diptera; Culicidae
Product: alkaline phosphatase
Exons: 8
Coding region: 424-2070 (548 amino acids)
Biological process (GO): dephosphorylation
Molecular function (GO): alkaline phosphatase activity
Source: RefSeq, a predicted model, not a curated record
AUAACUAACACCGGGAACCAGUCCGGUUCUAUCCCGAUAAUGGCUUAGUGUAGUAGGCUGUUAGGAACAUGCUGCAUCCAGCUGAACUACACCAUCGGUUGCAAACAACCGCACCCCGUAACCGGGAUCCCAUUAUCACAUGCUGCUAACCGACCGGCCGCGUGUGGCUUAUCGGAAAGAAGAAACCGUCUUGCCCGAAAUGCUAUUAUCACCUUCGGCAGACGCUAUAUAAGACGCUUACCAUUUCGUUCGCUGUUGCAGUGUGCAGGUGUAUCAUCGCUUCUACCACCGUUCCAACCCCGUGCGGAGUGUACAUUCACGGCUCAGCCGAGCUGACCGGUCCGACGUGGGCAAGACGUUUUGUGGUCAGUCCCGUUCAUCCAUUCGUGAACAAAACCAACCGGGCGGUAAUUAUCGUUCGAGAUGAUGUACCAGCUGUGCGUCUAUCUUGCCCUGUUCGGUGGCCUAGUUUCAACCUCACCAUUGUACCAUCAGCAUGCUGAGGAAGAAUACGAUCCGAUGCAUCCGCAGCGGUUCCUAUUCGAAGAACCGUCGCUGCCAGCAGCAGACCAACGCACCAAACGCGCGUCCGCAACGAUGCCGAAAUUACGCUUUGAACCACCGACCCAGACGGAACACCAUGCCCAGUAUUGGAACAAUCUUGCGCAAGAUAUUCUCGACCGCCAGCUGCACAAGAACAGACUCAACCGGAAGGUGGCCAAGAAUGUAAUCAUGUUCCUGGGUGAUGGGCUCUCGAUACCGACGCUCGCCGCUACACGCGUCUAUCUCGGCGACGAAAGUACCGAACUAUCGUUCGAACGGUUCCCGUACGUUGGUCUCUCCAAGACGUACUGUGCCAACGUACAGGUGGCCGAUUCGGCUUGCACCGCUACCGCCUACCUGGCCGGGGUGAAAGCUAACUACGGCACGAUCGGGCUUACGGCGGCGGCUGCCCUCGGGGACUGUCAGGCACAGAACGAUACCGCCAACCAUGUACAUUCCAUUGCAAAAUGGGCCCAGGAUGCAGGACUGGCUACCGGAUUCGUUACGACCACCGAGGUAACGAAUGCUUCACCGGCCGGCGUAUACGCCCAUACGGCAAAUCGUAACUGGGAGUCAAAUGGCGCUAUCGAGAAUGACGGCUUUGAUCCAACCGUUUGCCAAGAUAUUGCCACCCAGCUUAUCCAUGGCCAUGUCGGCAAACAAAUGCGAGUUAUCAUGGGAGGAGGUCGCCGCCAAUUUCUGCCCACACACGAAACCGACAUCGAUGGCAUCCGAGGCAAGCGUACGGAUGGGGUGGAUUUAAUUAAACACUGGCAACAUCAUCAUUCCCAUCACCGAUCUGCAUACGUGCAGAACCGUAUCCAAUUACUCGAGACUGACACAGAACGGGGUGAGCUGGACUAUCUGCUCGGGCUAUUCAGCAGCAAGCAUCUUCCCUAUCAUCUCGACGCGGACGAACGGCAGAUCCCAACCCUAACCGAGAUGGUAUCGAAGGCGAUGGACAUUCUCGAGCGCAACGAUGAUGGCUACUUUCUAUUUGUGGAAGGUGGCCGGAUUGAUCAUGGGCAUCAUUACACUCAGCCGAUAAGAGCCUUCGACGAGACGGUCGAGUUUGCCAAAGCUAUCGAGAUGGCACGCAGCCGCACGAGCCAGGAUAAUACCCUGAUUGUCGUUACUGCGGAUCAUUCGCACACGAUGACAAUGAGCGGCUAUUCGAGUCGCAAAAAUGACAUACUCGGAGUUAAUAAUGGCCAGCGGGCGGAUGACGAGUUGCCGUACGCUACCAUCAGCUACGCUAACGGACCAGGCUACGAUCGGAACGUGCAACGCGAGGCACGGCUAGAUCUGAACCGGGUCGACAUGCGGGACAAAUCGUUCGCCUUUCCGAGCACCGUACCACUCGGGCUGGAAACGCACGGUGGUGACGAUGUGGCCGUUUUUGCUAGCGGUCCCUGGGCGCAUCUGUUCAGCGGUACCUACGAGCAGCAUUUUAUUCCGCACGCGAUGGCAUAUGCGUCCUGCAUUGGCCCGAGGCGUACGUCCUGCACCAACAGCGAACAAUCGUAAACGGACAUCUUUACCAACAAAACAGUACAUUGGGAGCAAUGGUGGGGGAGGGAAAGAAUUUUUAGAAUCUCACAAGCGUUCGCAAUGAUGCCGGAAGGUAUCAUGGCCAGAACGCAAGACCCGUGCCUUGUGGUACAAGUAUUCCUUUCGGCUUAAUUGUCAUCCAGUAUUGGAGCUCAACUGAAGUUGAUUGAGAUGCCACGGGUGCGGGGGCGAGUUACCAGACGUAGUAAAUAAAUGCGUACGCAUUAAAACGCUACGCAGCGAAAUGA